UGUUGGAAAGGCAUUCUGCGUCAGGAUCUGACAUGUGAGAUGCCUUGUCUUCCUUCCUAGAUUCUUGUAAGAAAAUUUUCAAAAAAUGGAGAAAAAGAUUUCUUAAGACUCGUCGUGCUGCAACUCCUGAAAUCUCGAAGCCAGAGUCUGACUCCUCACUCUCUGACAUGUCUACUCAGCUUUUUUCCGCCAUGAAACGACGAACCUCGAUCAACACUCCCCGAUGUCUCUUUGAGAUUCGCCAUCUUACCCUUCCCCCCCGCCCCCCCCAACCAUGGUGUCUUCUCAUUUCAUCCACCGCCAUAACCGCCGUUUCCGCCGCCGACGAUGGCUGCCCCCACUCCCCGCGUUCUCUCGAAGCUUCUCCAAAACGCCACCGGAAACGUGGCGGCGUCAUCGUCUCCGCCGACGGUUUCUUCCCCUCACCGGUUCCCUCUCCUCCAGGUCACCGAGAUCGUCCCCUGCCUCGCCGACGACCAGUGGCGGAGCGACGGUUUCUUCCUCAAGGUCUCCGAUUCUCUCCACGCCGCGUACGUCGCCGUUUGCGCCGGCGACGACGCCGACCUGAUUCGCUCAGACGAGAUCCAGUUAGGGCAACUGGUGUACGUCCGAGGAGGUUUCCACGUCGAGAAUGGUUGUCCGGUUCCGGUCAUCCGCGGGUUGAAGCCCGUGCCGAAACGGCGGCCGUGUUUCGGAAACCCUAGCGAUCUGGUUUCGAGCGAUGUGCUGGUUCCUUUUACUCAGGUCUCGACAUUAGAUGAUUCGAAGAAGAAGACGAGGAAGAAGAAGAAUGGCGUGGAGACGAAGAGACUGGGUUUGGAUUCUCCGAGGAAGGGUUGGGACCAGACUCCUCCAUCGCCUCUCCGACGUGACGCCCUUUUGCUUUCUAGUUCUUCCCCGCGUCUCAGGAACAAACUGUUCUUGUCUGAUAAGAAGGCUUCACCAAAGAACGAUUCCCCUUCAAGGCAACUGAGUUCUGAUACAGCUGCUUUGAAAACCAGAAACGAGUUCAUGCCGCCAAAAUCUGUGUCCAAAACUCCAAAACACAGUAUCAAGUCAUCGUCCAAACCUGUAGUUCCUGUUGCUCUCUUUAAGUUUCCUCUGUCUGAUCGUAGAAUCUUGUGGAGUGGAUGCCCAUCAACCAUUCGAACGCUCGGAAAGGAAGUUUCGUCUUGUAAGAACAUCGCAUUCACGGCUGCAGUAACCGCGCUGGAGGAUGCAUCUGCCGCACAGUCUCUUCUAAACUGUUUGCUGGCAUUUGGAGAAUUGUCCGGGUCCUCUCAGAAAAUGUCUGCCGGAGAAUUGGUGCACCGAUUCUUGGACCUCUACCACAUUAUGCAGGACAUAGCAGCAGCUGCCCAUCCCUUGCUUAAUAACUCUAGUUCUCCCGGCUCGAUAUCCAGCAAACAUUCCGGAUCUCGUGACAAUCACAUUGGAUUUUGUACAUCGACGGGUAAAAAGAAUGCAGCAUCAUGGGUACAAGCUGCUGUAUCGAGCGACCUAUCAAGGUUCAGCCUUUUCAAAGAGGCAGCUGCUGCCGGAGAAGAUCAUCAUCACGGCUACAUUUUGGUGGAAAACUCGUCGGGAAAAAGAAAUCCCGAGGAUUUUACUCGGGGAAGCAAGAAAAGCCCGAGAAAUCCGGCGAAAAAGAGUGUCGGGUCGCCUCCUAUGAAAGGUUGUCCGGCUGGUAACAGAAGGAAAGCAUCCACGGCUUUAGCAGAGGAGUUACUCUUAGUGUCUCGUCAAUGGUUCUUGAAGUACUUGGAGGAUUCGCUGAACAGAGGGUUCUUCUUGAUGAACAAGGAAGACGCAAAUGGAAAUGGGAAUGCAUCUCUUCUGAUUCAGCUUAAGAAAGCAAAUCAAUGGCUGGAUGAUCUGAUCGUGAACAGAAUGGAGGAUACAGGCAAGAAGAUUGAAGAUCUGAGAGAGAAGCUGCAACGGUUUCUUCUCGAUCGUGUCGAGGCUUCCAUCUCGCAAAUCCGAUCACGUUCAUAACCAUUUCAUGGCUCGCCGGAACAAAAAUGGAACUGCCGUAUUUUGGUGUAUCUGAUUCAGACGAUGAUAGAUCUCAUCUGAACAUGGUUUCAUGAGUUUUGUUGACAGGAAGUGUCCUUGUCCGAACCGGUCUGCUGCUUCUUUGCAACCGUACUUCCGUAAUAGAUUUGGUCAAAUACCCUCUCUUUUUUUUUUAAAAAAAAAAUCCAAUUUAGUAAAAUAGCAUCUUUACAAAACAAUUUAUAAACUGUUUCUAUUUCGUAAU
Molecule: messenger RNA, 2260 nt
Organism: Tarenaya hassleriana
Lineage: Eukaryota; Viridiplantae; Streptophyta; Magnoliopsida; Brassicales; Cleomaceae
Exons: 4
Coding region: 328-1995 (555 amino acids)
Source: RefSeq, a predicted model, not a curated record